Molecule: messenger RNA, 2067 nt
Organism: Brachypodium distachyon (stiff brome)
Lineage: Eukaryota; Viridiplantae; Streptophyta; Magnoliopsida; Poales; Poaceae
Product: cationic amino acid transporter 8, vacuolar
Exons: 2
Coding region: 117-1892 (591 amino acids)
Biological process (GO): transmembrane transport; amino acid transport
Cellular component (GO): plasma membrane
Molecular function (GO): amino acid transmembrane transporter activity
Source: RefSeq, a predicted model, not a curated record
UAGCCUCAACAAGCACACAACAGCAAUGUCUUAGUUUCAGGUGCUAACAUAAACAUCCAAUCUCCCUCAAAAAAAAAAACAUCCAAUCUUCCAUCCACAUCCACCCACCGUGCGCCAUGGCAGCAGCGGGGGAGCAGGGGCGGCGGUACUGGCGGUGGAGCAAGGCGGAUUUCUUCCCGGAGCCCUCGUUCCAGAGCUGGCGUUCUUACGGCGGCGCGCUCGCGGCCACCGUGCCGCGGCUCCGGGACCGCUUGACCGCCCGGUCGUCCGAGGCCAUCGAGGCGGGGACUCUGCUCGCCGAGAGCGAGAACCCGCUGCGGCGCUGCCUCUCGUGGGUGGACCUCGCCUUCCUCGGCUUCGGCUCCGUCGUCGGGUCCGGCGUCUUCGUGCUCACCGGCCAGGAGGCGCGCUUCGACGCCGGCCCGGCCAUCCCGCUCGCCUACGCCGCCGCGGGCUUCUCCGCGCUGCUGUCCUCCUUCUGCUACGCCGAGCUCGCGACCGAGAUCCCAUCUGCAGGGGGUUCCUUCUCCUACCUGCGUGUCGAGCUCGGCGACAUGGCGGCUUUCCUCGCCGCGGGGAACAUACUACUGGAGGCCGUCGUGGGAGCCGCCGGCCUAGGCCGGUCGUGGACGUCCUACCUCGCCGCGCUCAUCGGACGCGACAGCGACGCGCUCCGCAUCCACGUCCCGGCACUCGCCGAGGGGUUCAAUCUGCUGGACCCCAUCGCCGUCGUCGUCCUCAUCUCCACCUCCGCGCUCGCCAUGUCCGGGGCGCGCCUCACGUCCACCAUCAACUCGCUGGCGUCCGUCGUCGGCAUCGUCAUCAUCGCCUUCGUCAUGGGCGUGGGGUUCGCCCACUUCGACAAAGGCAACCUCGAGCCGUCCUUCUUCCCCUUCGGUGCCGCGGGCGUGUUCCGCGCCGCGGCGGUGGUGUACUGGUCCUACACGGGGUUCGACAUGGUGGCCACCAUGGCGGAGGAGACCAAGAACCCCGACCGGGACGUGCCGCUCGGCCUGCUCUCGUCCAUGUCGGCCAUCACCGUCGUGUACUGCGCCAUGUCCCUGGCGCUGGUUGGCAUGCAGCGGUACAGCGAGAUCGACGCCAACGCCGCCUACUCGGUGGCCUUCGCCGCGACCGGCAUGAAGUGGGCGCGCUACGUCGUGGCGCUCGGCGCGCUCAAGGGCAUGACGAGCGGCCUCCUGGUCGGCGCGCUGGGCCAGGCGCGCUACACCACGCAGGUCGCGCGCACGCACAUGAUCCCGCCCUACUUCGCGCUGGUGCACCCAAGGACCGGCACCCCAGUCUACGCCACCAUGGCCGUCACGCUCGGCGCCGCCUGCGUCGCGUUCUUCUCCAGCCUGGACGUGCUCGCCUCCGUGUCCUCCAUCAGCACGCUCUUCAUCUUCGCCCUCGUCGCCGUCGCGCUCCUCGUCCGUCGCUACUACGUCGCCGGAAGGACGUCGUCCUCGCAUCUGCGCACCUUCCUGGCCUUCCUCGCGCUUGUCAUCCUGUCAUCCAUCGGCCUCUCGGUGUACUACAACUCGGGCUACGCCGGCCGGUGGCCAGGGUACGUGGUGUUCGGCGUCGGCUGGGCUGCAGGCGCGGCGGGGAUGGCGCUGUUCGCGAAGCAGCAGCGCACGCCCAAGGUGUAUGGCGUGCCGCUCAUGCCGUGGCUGCCGGCAAUGUCCGUGGCCACCAACCUCUUCCUGAUGGGCUCGCUCGGCUCCAUGGCCUACUUGCGCUUCAGCAUCUGCACGGUGGUAAUGCUCGUCUACUACGUGCUCUUCGGCGUGCACGCGACCUACGACGUGGCGCACUCUGAGGAUGCCGCAGCAGUGGCCGAGAAUGUCGAACAGGGGAAGAUUGUGCCGGUGUCCAUGGCGCAUGCAUGACACGAGGACACAAGUCAUGGGAAGAUGCAACCUCAUGGAGAUUUUUGAGGUGCCCGCAGGUUGCUUUUUACCGUUCCGUUGAGACGAAUUGUAUCGUUCUUUUUCCAUCUUCUCGAUCCAGUCAGAACUUUCCGGGCGCAGGUUAACAACCCCUAGCACAUGAAUGCAUUUGGCA